Molecule: messenger RNA, 477 nt
Organism: Sporothrix schenckii 1099-18
Lineage: Eukaryota; Fungi; Ascomycota; Sordariomycetes; Ophiostomatales; Ophiostomataceae
Product: V-type H+-transporting ATPase subunit G
Exons: 3
Coding region: 1-477 (158 amino acids)
Biological process (GO): proton transmembrane transport
Cellular component (GO): vacuolar proton-transporting V-type ATPase complex
Molecular function (GO): proton-transporting ATPase activity, rotational mechanism
Source: RefSeq, a predicted model, not a curated record
AUGGAGAUGCGUUCUUUUAUGCAAUCAGAGUGCAUAUAUGAAGAUGGUCCAUGGACAACCACUGACGACAUUGUUCCCGAACUUCUAGGCCGAGCAAAAAGCCGCCCAGAUUGUGCAGAAAGGUGCGUGAUUUUGGCUGCCCAGGGACUUUCCUUUUUAUGGCGAGACGACGAGGUCAGCAAGCUAACAUCGUCUUCUUGUGCAGCGCGCGAGUUCCGGACAAAGCGCGUAAGAGAGGCCCGCGACGAGGCCCGGAAAGAGAUUGACGAGUACAAGGCCCAGAAGGAGGCCGAGUUCAAGAAGUUUGAGGCCGAGCACACCCAAGGAAACAAGGCGGCCGAGGAGGAGGCCAGCCGCGAGGCCGAGGCCAAGAUCCAGGAGAUCAAGGCCGCCGGCAAGAAGAGCCAGGACAAGGUCGUCAAGGACCUGCUGACUGCCGUCCUCAGCGCCAACCCCGUGCCGCCGUCCAAGGCAUAG